Molecule: messenger RNA, 1434 nt
Organism: Hibiscus syriacus
Lineage: Eukaryota; Viridiplantae; Streptophyta; Magnoliopsida; Malvales; Malvaceae
Product: oxysterol-binding protein-related protein 4C-like
Exons: 7
Coding region: 134-1276 (380 amino acids)
Cellular component (GO): cytosol; intracellular membrane-bounded organelle; membrane
Molecular function (GO): sterol binding
Source: RefSeq, a predicted model, not a curated record
AAAAAGCAUUGUAAUAUUCCAUCAAAAAUCAAAACCUUUUCCCUUGUUUCAUCUCUGUAUUGCUUCUCUCCGGCCAUCUCUCUCUCUCUCUCUCUUUGCUCUGCUCUUUGGAUUGCUUCUCCCCGUUCCUCAAAUGGUAAGGAAAGUGAUUAUAUGGAGGCCACUGUCACUUUAUGUGGAUUCAGAGGAGGAUUUAAGUUACAAGGCUCCUAAGCCAAUCCAAAGAAUUUUAAGCCUCUUCAAGGAUAUAGGACCAGGUUUUGAUCUCACCUACUUCAAGCUGCCACCUCUAUUCAACUUCCCCAAGUCCCAUCUUCAAUGCUAUGGGGAAACAGUUUACUGCAUUGGCACGGACAUGCUAAGCAGCUGUAACCAGGCAGACAACCCUGUGGACCGGUUCAUAUCGGUUGUGCGUUGGAGUAUUUCCACUUUGCGACCUCCAAUAUUUGGGUUAGCCCCUUACAACCCCAUCCUUGGCGAGACUCAUCAUGUCUCAAGGGCAUCUCUCAAUGUCCUACUCGAGCAGAUUUCUCACCACCCACCAGUUUCUGCUCUCCAUGCAACUGAUGAGGACCACAAUAUUGAACUCAUAUGGUGUCAAGAAUGUGUUCCUAAGUUCAAUGGUGUCGCGGUUGUGAACGAGGUGCGAGGGAAGAGGCAACUUAAGCUCCUGAGUCGAGGAGAAACAUACGAAAUGAACUCUCCGAACCUCUUGAUAAGAUUUCUCCCGAUCCCGGGUAUCGAUUGGAAUGGAGAUGUUAGGAUCAGGUGCCCGGAUAACGGCCUUGAAGCCGAGUUACGGUUCGGGCACAAGUCUUAUCUUGGCUUUAGAGGAAGUCAGAGAUCAGUUGAAGGAAAGAUCUACCGGACAUCAACUAAGAGGACCCUUUUUCAAGUGAAUGGCAGUUGGGACAGAACUGUUACAAUGAAGGACGAUACUAGUGGAAAGCAGACUGUUAUAUACAAUGCAGAAGAAGUUUAUUCCGGGAUGAAAACUCCUAUUGUUAAUGAUUUGGAGGGAGUACGACCGACCGAGUCGGCCGCAGUCUGGGGUGAGUUAAGCGAGGCGAUACUGAGCCACGAUUGGGAGAAAGCAAAAGAGGCGAAGAACACGGUGGAGGAGAAACAGAGGGAGCUGUUGAGGGAAAGAGAGUCCAAAGGAGAAACUUGGGUUCCCCAACAUUUCACGGUGACACACACCAAAGAUGGUGGAUGGGACUGUUCUCCGACUCAACAAUGGGUACAACCAGCUCCGAUUGUUGUCCCUCUUUCGUAAGGUAAUCAAGUCCAACAAUCAGUUAGCCAGCUUAUACUUAUAUGAAUCCCCUCUUUGAGGCCCUUCUAGUGUUAAGAAAACAUAAACGGCUGAAAUCAAACCUACUUGUAUAAUAGCUAAACGCUUACAUAUCCAAUGUUUGUGCAUGAGUAAAUUAA